Protomyces lactucae-debilis is the source of this 3020-nucleotide messenger RNA. RefSeq lists its product as uncharacterized. NCBI's taxonomy places the organism in Eukaryota, Fungi, Ascomycota, Taphrinomycetes, Taphrinales, Protomycetaceae. Gene Ontology annotation, cellular component: nucleus. Bases 253 to 2787 code for a protein of 844 amino acids. The record is from RefSeq and is a predicted model, not a curated record. The transcript has a single exon. Gene Ontology annotation, molecular function: protein heterodimerization activity; histone binding.
GAUCUUUAUACUCUCUCUUACUGACACUCUCUCUCUCUACUCAGUCUCAGUCCAGUCAGUCCAGUCCAGUACUUAGUACCUGUCCUGCUACUGCUGCUUCUCCUCGCCCUUGAUUUGCGCACAAGACUUGACACGGCACAGACACAAGACGCGACAGAAGCAACGAGAAGGCAACAGCAACAGGACUCGAUGCAGGAGCCAUAGAACAGGGACAGGCAGCGUGGCAAGGCAAGGCAGGCAAGCAGGCAGAAGAUGCUAUUUGACGAGAGUGACAGGCCGCGAAAACGGGUCUGCAUACAAGCACCCAAACACAAAACCACAACCCAUCCUUUUCAUGACGACGACGCGUCUUGCAACAGCAGCAGCAGCAGCAGCAGCAGCAGCAGCAGCAGUAGCAGCAGCAGUAGUCACGAGGUGCUGGAACCAACACUCGAGGAACUAGAGCAGGAGCAGUCUCGGAAUCAGUCCCGCUUCAGGCAUCGCAUGGAGGAUAUCUUUGAACGAUACGCGCGUGACUUUACCGAAACGGCGGAUGAGAUUGAUAUUCGCACUGGCCAUAUCGUGCUGGAUCGCGGACAUUGGCUUUCCCUACCAGACGUGCAAGACUCAGAAACAGGCGAGGAGAGUGACUUUUCAAGUGAUGAAGAUGGGAUUUUGGAUGAUCAUGAUGAAGAUAUCUUGGAUUUCCUCGUCGCGCCCAUCUCGCGCGACACUCCAGCAUGGCUCAAGGGAAAUCGCUCCUCACCAGCGCCCGUGUCAGGUUCUGGUCUGUUUUCAAACACAACUCAUGCUACGCGGAAACAUCCAGUGGAACCCAUGUCAAAGUCAUUACAACUCCCACCAGACGAUGUCGUUCUACAGCAAUUCGGUACAGCAGGGCCAGCAGUCUUGGAUCUGUUGAAACGCCAAGCUGAAGCAGAACGUCUUGCACUGGCAUCAGCACCGCCUCAACAAAAUCACAGCCUGGGCAGGGCAGCUUCAGAGCCAGUGAUGGGUCAUUGCGUAAGAGCCGAUGCAGCAGAAGAGGAAGACGAUGAAUUGAGUGCUUUGUUGGAUUCACCUGCGCAUCAAUUGCGUUCGUCGCCUACGGUCUCUCGACGUUCUCUACUCUCGACUCUGGAUUCUCGCGAAGCGAUGCAAGUAGAAGACAGUGAUGCAUCUGAUGAUGAAGAACAGGAGAGUCCUCCGCCCAAAAUCCAUCAACCAGCAGUCAUCGCUGCAGUGGAUCGCGUCAAUCGAGAGGAAGCAACGCACAAAGUUGGAUCAGCAAGACAUGGGCUCCCGACAAAUUCUUCCCCUCUUGCAAGUCACGCCUCCAUCAAUCCCUCCAUUCGCCCUCUCCUUCCAAAGGCGCAAAUUAGCGUCACCUCUUCACCAUUAGCGCGGACUAGCAGAAGUCAGAGUUCAGUACCCGCUACACUACGCAAGCAAGUCUUGACAUCCCAACAACAGCAACAAACGGCGGCCCCAACAGGCAUUUCAAGAGUAUCAGUCAGUCCUCCAAAAGCAGCGAUACGCACAUCUCUUCGAACCACGCAUGUGUCAACAGUCAAAAUCAAAGCCUCUUCGGCCCGCCCCUCUGAUUUACGCAAAGAAAUGGCACGUCUACACAACACAGAUGAUUUCUUCAUGCAAGAUUUACCAAAGACGCUUUCGGAAGGACGUUUACUGAGGCCAAGACGCGCAACGGUUUCUUAUAGCGAUGCAGCCAUGGCACGGCCGUCUUCCUCUACCUCUUCCGGGUCUACCGAUCUUGUUUGUGCAUCUACAACACUUGCACCGUUAGCGCCUUUGUUUAUCGAUCUGGAUGAAGUGGAUGAUAUUGCCAUCUCGAGUCCUAUCCAUGCACUCACAUCCACACCUAAUUGUGGUAGACAAAGCACUUUGCAGACGAGUAUGGCAAAGACAGAACCAUUGGACUAUAACCCUUUUGAUAUGGAAGACGAGGAAGAUGAGAUUUCGGGAUUAUUCUCAGCACCUGCUGCCGCGUCUCCUGCUCCCGUACAACAAGCAGCACGAUCUAUUCUCGUGGAUCAAGUUGCUGUGGAUGUAUUGCUGGAAGAGUCAACAGAUGAAGAAGAAGAUGAUUUGAGUCUUGUUGUACAGUACUUGAGCUCACCCACAUGCAACCAAGUCAAGCAGCCUGCUUCCCGGAUCGAGACGGAUUUGUUGGAAGUGCCGGAUUCUGAGGAGAGUACAAGUUUGAGCAGUCAACCGAUUGUGUUACAGGGUGCUUCGAAAGCGAUUGCAGUGAAGAGCACCCCGCCAUUGUCUACAGCCAUCAAUCAACGAAAACCUGUGUCUAUUGAAGUCCCUGAUUCCGAGGAGAAUUCAGUGUCGAGCAGUCAACCAAGCACCAUCCAAAAGUUUCGAAAAACACCCACGCUCAAUACAACGCAGGUGAUUGCGAAACCAGCGCCACCUGUAGCCAUGGCUCCACGAAAGUCUGUAUCAGGGAAGUAUACAGGUCCAAUCAACACUCCCAUCAAGCAAAGCCUAACAAUCUCUGCAGCGUCUGCUAUUCGCGAUAGACUUGCAUUACUCAUGUCAAGGAAAGUGGAUCCUGCUAGCGAACAGCGGACAACCACCGUGCCGUCCCUGAGCGAGCAAGCAGCAAGUCGUGCACCUGUCCAUUCAACGUCACGAGACUCUACGACGUAUACUGAGAAGGGAGGUCUUGAGACUGAUGAAUCUGGUUCGGGAAGUGACUUGCUCGCCGAGCAACAAUUGAAGCAACCGCCUCAUUUCAUAAAUUUCAUCCCGGCAACGAUGGAUAUUGAGGAUUGAUGCAGACGGGAUGCGUGGCUGUAGAAUAGACUUUUGCAAUGCUAUGCUUAUAACAAUACGGGUACCAAUACAAAAUCAUCACUGUCAAACAGACCGUUGUCUUCAGUGCAGGUCUUGAGCACUUUCUUGUAGAAUCCUGCCGAAUGAGGCCAGCUUUGCACGACACGCAUCACCACCAGAUCGUCCGGCUUCUGCGAGUGAAGGAUACUGAAACAUGCGCUUAUCACAGUCUA